Molecule: messenger RNA, 720 nt
Organism: Entrophospora candida
Lineage: Eukaryota; Fungi; Glomeromycota; Glomeromycetes; Entrophosporales; Entrophosporaceae
Source: the annotation of a GenBank genome assembly
AUGUUAAAAUUAAAUGACUCGCAAUAUGUUUUGAUGAUGACAGCUACCGCUACAACCACAAUGACCACCACCACAACGAUGACGGCGACAUUAAAACCAAAAUCGAAAACCAGAAUAUUAACUAAAACAACAUUAGCCAUAACAAAAUUAAUGGAUAACACAACAACCGAUUUGCUACGAAAUACCACUAACACUACGACAACAACAAUGGCAACGACGACAACCACAUCUUCCACAACGACUUCUACUUUGUUAUCGUCAUCGCCGUUGACACUUUUCAAAAGGACGUUAAUAGUUGAUGAUAAUCCAUUAACUGGAACAAUAUUGAAAAGGAUGCUUCGGAAAUAUUUUAAACAUGAUGUCUCGUGCGUGAAAAGCGGCGAAAAAGCUUUAAAUUUAUUAUCGAAAGAACAUUUUAAUUUAGUAUUUAUGGAUGUCGACAUGCCAAAUUUAACCGGGAUAGAAACAACGUUGGCAAUUCGUAAUUCAGACACGAUAUUGAAAGAAAACGUCCACGUUCCAGUUAUCGCCUAUACCACCAAUCAAUGGGAUAACGAAUAUUCAAAGGCAGGAAUGAUCGGAUAUGUUGGAAAACCUGCAAACCCAUCAAAAAUCCAAGCCGAACUUGAAAAAGUGUCAUUAAAAAUUACCACUACAACAGCCAUUACGUCCAACAACAGCGAUUUGUCGUCGUCAUCGUUAACGUCAAUAGUUGAUUAA